Nerophis lumbriciformis (worm pipefish) is the source of this 1837-nucleotide messenger RNA. Its product is annotated as hydroxylysine kinase-like. NCBI's taxonomy places the organism in Eukaryota, Metazoa, Chordata, Actinopteri, Syngnathiformes, Syngnathidae. Gene Ontology annotation, molecular function: amino acid kinase activity. The record is from RefSeq and is a predicted model, not a curated record.
AUAACUAAGGCGGAAAUUUUUGGUCAACAAAAUUUAAUACUGGUGAAAAAAUCCUCCCAACUGGUGGAAACAUCCUGGGUAUAAAAGCAGCUUCCAAGAAAUGAUCAGUCAUUCACAAACAAGGACGGGGCGAGGGUCACCACUUUGUCAACAAAUGUGUGUCGAACAGUUUAAGAACAACAUUUCUCAACCAGCUAUUGCAAGGAAUUUAGGGAUUUCACCAUCUACGCUCCGUAAUAUCAUCAGAGGGUUCAGAGAAUCUGGAGAAAUCACUGCACGUAAGCCAUGAUAUUACGGACCUUGUCACGUGGGGGUCGCAGCUAGCUGCGCGUGUUGUUCUUCCAACGCAAAAGAGACGGCUCCGGACGACAGCGUGGAGAUGUCAGCCAUGCAUGCCAUACCCAAACUCAGCCGGGCUCAGGCCGCAGAACUCGUGAAGAGAUGCUACGACCUGACUCCCUCUGAAGUCCACAGUCUGCCCAGCUGGGACGACCAGAACCUCCGCGUUGUGACGGUGGACGGGGGACAGUUUGUGCUGAAGAUUAUGAAUUCAAAGACCAAUAAGAACCCCGCCAUGACUGAAGUGCAGACGUAUGCCAUGAACCUUCUGCAGGAGAAGGGAUUUCCUACACAGAAAGUACUGAAAACCACCACAGGACAAGUCAUGUUCCUGGAAGACAUCGACUGUGGCCAUGGUCUACAGAAGUUCCUGGUGCGCCUGUUGACUUAUUUGCCAGGGAUCCAAAUCGCCAAGGCUCCUCUCUCACCAGAACUGCUUUAUGACUUGGGCCAGACAGCAGCCAGGAUGGACCUGGUCCUCAAAGAGAUGGAACAUCCUCAACUCUCAGCGUUGCAGAGAGACGACUUCAAAUGGAACUUGUCAAAUGUUCUUCUCCUGGAGGACUACAUGAACCUUCUAGAUGGACAUCCUCUCCAGGCGGGCGUGAGGACGGUUCUCCAUCAGUACAAGACCUAUGUGGCCCCUAAAUACUCUGCUUUCCGCAAGUGUGUGAUACACGGCGACUUGACGCAUCUGAACAUGCUGGUUGAAGCGGACGAGAGCCACGCCUACAAGCUGUCGGGUAUCAUUGAUUUCGGGGACAUGAGCCUGGGGUACUUUGUGCACGAGCUCGCCAUCAGCAUCAUGCACGCCAUGCUGGCGCGCCCAAACCCCAUGGAGGUGGGCGGAGCCAUCCUGGCAGGCUGGGAAAGUGUCCUUCCUCUGAACCAGGCGGAGAGGGAUUGUCUCUUUUGGUUGGUUCUGUCCCGCUUCUGCCAGUCGGUGGUGCUGUGCAUGCAGAUUCUGACGGUGCAGCCCGAGAACCAGGAAUAUUUCGUGGACUCGGCCAAGAACGACGGUCUGAUUCUGCAGCAACUUUUGGAUCUGGGAAAGGAGCGGGUGGAGGAGGUGUGGUUCCAGACGGCUGCUGACUGCAGUCGCACAAAGUCCCAAAUGAAAUAAAUCGGCGUGUUGCAAGUCGUAUGCGCUCUAUAUUAUCUCUUCAUCUUUUUAUUACUCAACAACCUAAAGUUUGCAUUCAACUUAGACGCUGAUCUACUAAGAGCCACACACACACACACACACACACACACACACACACACACACACACACACACACACACACACACACACACACACACACACACACACACACACACACACACACACACACACACAGCUUUUAGUACAUCAGGCUCUGAAUAUGUUGCAAUUGAAGGACGUUGGGUGGGGUUUCCAUUUGUCUGAAUUAUUGAAGGCAUUUAAAAAGGACCUAUUUUCAAUGUUUAUGAAUUUGAGUCAAAUAUGUUUCUAUUGGAAUAUUUAGUGGUGUGUGUU